This is a messenger RNA of Neogale vison (American mink), 1414 nucleotides long. It is a transcript of the gene RAP1A, whose product is annotated as RAP1A, member of RAS oncogene family. NCBI's taxonomy places the organism in Eukaryota, Metazoa, Chordata, Mammalia, Carnivora, Mustelidae. The record is from RefSeq and is a predicted model, not a curated record. Gene Ontology annotation, biological process: cellular response to cAMP; Rap protein signal transduction; negative regulation of synaptic vesicle exocytosis. Gene Ontology annotation, molecular function: GDP binding; GTP binding; GTPase activity. Gene Ontology annotation, cellular component: plasma membrane. The transcript is spliced from 9 exons. The coding region runs from base 137 to 691 and encodes 184 amino acids.
CGCCGGACCGGGGGGGAUAGAUUCCCAGAAGUGGGAUAACUGGAUCAGAGGGUGGUUACCCUGUGUAUAAGAGUGUGUGUCUCACUGCACCUUCAAUGGCAUUGAGUAGAUUGUCAGUAUUUAAACAGACCACAUCAUGCGUGAGUACAAGCUAGUGGUCCUUGGUUCAGGAGGCGUGGGGAAGUCUGCUCUGACAGUUCAGUUUGUUCAGGGAAUUUUUGUUGAAAAAUAUGACCCAACGAUAGAAGAUUCUUACAGAAAGCAAGUUGAAGUAGAUUGCCAACAGUGUAUGCUCGAAAUCCUGGACACAGCAGGAACAGAACAAUUUACAGCAAUGAGGGAUUUGUAUAUGAAGAAUGGCCAAGGGUUUGCACUAGUAUAUUCUAUUACAGCUCAGUCCACGUUUAAUGACUUACAGGAUCUGAGGGAACAGAUUUUACGGGUUAAGGACACAGAAGAUGUUCCAAUGAUUUUGGUUGGCAAUAAAUGUGACCUGGAAGAUGAACGAGUAGUUGGCAAAGAACAGGGUCAGAACUUAGCAAGACAGUGGUGUAACUGUGCCUUUUUAGAAUCUUCUGCAAAGUCAAAGAUCAACGUUAAUGAGAUAUUUUAUGACCUGGUCAGACAGAUAAAUAGAAAAACACCAGUGGAAAAGAAGAAGCCUAAAAAGAAAUCAUGUCUGCUGCUUUAGACCCACAGUAAGCAGCAGCUCUGAGCCAGAUUACAGGAAUGAAGAACUGUUGCCUAAUUGGGAAGUGCCAGCAUUCCAGACUUCAAAAAUUAAAUCUGAAGAGGCUUCUCCUGUUUUAUAUAUUAUGUGAAGAAUUUAAAUCUUAUAUUGGUUUGCACAAAUUCCCUGGAGAAAAAAAAAAUUGCUCUGUGUAUAUCUCUUGGAAAAUAAGACAAUAGUAUUUCUCCUUUGCAAUAGCAGUUAUAACAGAUGUGAAAAUAAAUAUACUUGACUCUAAUAUGAUUAUACAAAAGAGCAUGGAUGCAUUUCAAAUGUUAGAUAUUACUACUAUAAUCAGAUGAUUUCAUAUUGACCUUUUUAUCAUGAUUCUUCCCUGUCAAGCACUAAAAGUUGAACCAUUAUACUUUAUAUCUGUAAUGAUAUAGAUUAUGAAAUUUCCCCUCAAACUCAUUGCAGCAGAUAACUUUUUGAGUCAUUGACUUCAUUUUAUAUUUAAAAAUUAUGAAAUAUCAUUCUGUCAUUAUAUUCUAAUUAAAAUUGUUUGUGCAUAAUGCUUUGGAAAAAUGGGUCUUUUAUAGGAAAAAAAACCUGGGAUAACUGAUUUCUAUGGCUUUCAAAGCUAAAAUAUAUAAUAUACUAAACCAACUCUAAUAUUGCUUCUUGUGUUUUACUGUCAGAUUAAAUUACAGCUUUUAUGGAUGAUUAAAUUUUAGUACAUUUUCA